Messenger RNA from Etheostoma cragini (Arkansas darter), 18970 nucleotides. It is a transcript of the gene obscna, whose product is annotated as obscurin, cytoskeletal calmodulin and titin-interacting RhoGEF a. The transcript has 78 exons. Gene Ontology annotation, biological process: protein phosphorylation. NCBI's taxonomy places the organism in Eukaryota, Metazoa, Chordata, Actinopteri, Perciformes, Percidae. The record is from RefSeq and is a predicted model, not a curated record. Gene Ontology annotation, molecular function: protein binding; ATP binding; protein kinase activity.
CACUAUAGGCUCUGUGCUUUGGGGACAGGGACGCAGCUUGCAAACCUGGGCAUGCUUUCCUUUGGCUAAACGUUUGUUGUUAAUCUUUAAAGCUUUGUGUGAAACAAGACAAGACUCAAACAGAUCUGUUGCCAUGGAGGAUGUUUCUAUCCUCUUUUUUCAGGUGAAGGUAAUUUAAUUUUUUUGUCAUCGGUGGCACAAGAGGACAUGCAAGGAUUUAUUCUUUCCAGAAAACUCCAGUCUAAGUUGAAGUUGUAGUCCUUCUGUGAGAACUGUGGCAACAAGCAACCAAGAUUCCCCAAUCACACUGAGAGGAGAGCAGGAGGGGGCAUGGGAGACAAUAUACCUGGAGGAAUUGUAGCUGCUGCAAAGAACCGUCUGCGGGUGUUGAAAGGCUUGGAAGAUGUGGAAGUGUCUGAGUGUGAGAGCUGCUCCUUUGAAGUGAAACUCAACCUGGCCUAUAUUGAGGGUGUGUGGACCAGAGAUGGGAUGCAGCUUAAGUCAAAGCCCAACUGGCGUAUCAGCACACAUGGGAAGAAACACUCCCUUGUACUGAACAAGGUGGCUUUGGGAGAUGCAGGCCUCUUCUCUUUUCAGGCCAACGGCAUUCAGACCUCAUGCAGACUAAGCGUCACAGCUAGGGACAUCCACAUAGUGAAGGAGCUUGAAAAUGUUGACACGAUGGAGCGUCAACCUGUGAAUUUCCUGUGUGAGGUCAACCAGGUGGACUUGGAUGGUCGGUGGUACAGAGAUGACUGCCGAAUUAGACCUGGGGACAACAUCAAGAUCAGAUACCAGGGUAAAACUCACACUCUGUUCUUCAAGUCAGUCAGGCCAGAGCAUGCUGGAGAGAUCAGAUUCACUGCAGAGCGUGUCUCGUCCUAUGCAACUCUCACAGUCAAAGAGCUCCCAGUCCAAAUAGUGCGUCCGCUGAGGGUCAAGAUAGCCAUGUAUCGUCACCGGGGUCUGCUGGAGUGCCAGGUGUCACGGCCUAAUGCUCAGGUCCGGUGGUACAAGAACAGGAAGGAGCUCCAGCCCAGUAAAAAAUACCAACUGAUCAGCCAAGAUGUCUACAGGCAGCUGACCAUCGACAACGUCUGCUCUUCAGAUGAGGACACCUACACCUGUGAUGCUGGAGAUGACAACACCUCUUGUCAGCUUCUCGUGGAGGAGCAGGCUAUCAAAAUAGUGAGGGGGAUGAGCUCAGUGGAGGUGAUGGAGCCAGAGCCAGCGCUGUUCCAAGUGGAGACCAGCCUGAAAUCAGGAAGGCCCCCCCGGUGGACCCUGAACGGUGAGGUGCUGGAGCCUAGCGCAGCAGUAAACAUCGACAGGAAAGGCACCCUCCACAGCCUCUGUCUCACCUCCACGGAAAGCUCCAUGUCGGGCCCCAUGCUCUUUGUAGCUGGCAAGAGUCGUUCCACUGCUCAGCUUACCGUCAAAGAGCGACCUCUCCAGGUUGUCCGCCACUUGGACGAUGUAGAGGCAAAAGAGAGCAGCUCUGUGACUCUGAGCUGUGCAUUUUCCCCGUCUCCCAGGGUGGUGCGGUGGUUUAAAGGGCGUACGGCUCUGAAGACCUCGAACAAGUACAGCAUGAAAAGGGAAGGGAAGCGAGCACAGCUGACCAUUCAUGGCUUGACAGGAAUGGAUGCAGGACAGUACCGCUGCAUGGCUGGGGGCUCACAGAGCACAGCUCAUGUUAAGGUUGAGGUGCGAACACUGAAGUUAGUCAAACACUUUGAGCCAGUGGAAAUAGAGGAGGAUGGCAUGGCAACAUUCUCCUGUGAGCUCAACUAUGUGGUCGCCAACGUGGAGUGGCUCCUCAACAACGUUCGCCUCUAUUGCAACGCCAUCAACAGGAUCCGGCACAUGGGCACUAUGCACAGCCUCACAAUAAAGGCGCUGCGACCACAGGAGAGCAGGGUCACAUUCAAAGCCGGCCUUCUCUCUGAGACAACCACCUUAAAGGUCAAAGAGCGCCCAGCAGUGUUCCUGAGGUCUCUGGAGGAUGCAAUAGGAGAAGAGCAAGGGGAAGUCUGCCUGCAGUGUGACAUUUCCAAAGAGACAGUGACCCCUGUUUGGAGGAAGGAUGGUAUGGUCCUUACCGCUGAUGAUAAACAUGAGUUACUCCAGUUUGGGAAGUCCAUGGCAUUGAUCAUCCAUUCCCUGAGUAAGGAUGAUGCUGGACUGUACACCUGUGACUUGGGAACCAGCCAGACCAAAGCCAAAGUUACUGUACAUGACUUACAUAUCACUAUUGUUCAGCGUAUGAAGACAAUAACUGUCUUUGAAGGCGAAAGUUGCACUUUUGAUUGUCAACUCUCUCAUGAUCUUAAUGAUGAGCCUACCUGGACCAUCAAUGGCCAGGUGUUGGUCACCAACAGCCGUAUCCAGGUUAUCAACAAUGGCCGCAACUACAGGAUGACCAUUAAAGAUGCUAUACCAACUGACGCUGGAGACGUGAUCUUCACAAUCAAAGACUUGAGCUGUAGGACCAUGCUCUUUGUUAAAGAGAAGCCAGUGCACAUCUUUAGGGAGCUGCUGAAUGUCAAGGCGGUACCUGGCGAGGAUGCAGAGCUGAGCUGUGAGAUCACCAAACCAGAAGUCACAAUCCGUUGGCUGAAAAAUGGCCAUUUGAUCAGGCAGAGCCCAAAGUAUGAAAUGAGUGUGGAGAAGAACUUGGCGCGAUUGGUGAUCAAGAAUACCACCAUCAGAGACUCUGGAGAGUACUGCUGUGAGGCCGACGGCAUUGCCUCACGUGCCAAGCUGGAGAUCAGAGAACUUCAGCACACAUUUGCGAGGGAGGUAAGGGACACACGAGCAGAGGAAAAGGGUAAAGUGACCCUGGAGUGUGAGACCAGGCGGCCAGCCAAGCGGGUGAUCUGGCUGAAGGGCAUGGUGGAGCUGAGGUCUGGUAGGAAGUAUGUCAUCAGGCAGAAGAGAGUGGUGCUGUCCCUAACCAUCACUUCACUGGAGAAAUCGGACACAGAUGUAUACACGUGUGAUGUCGGUACAAUGCAAAGCCGGGCACAGCUGACUGUGCAGGGUCAGAAGGUGUUGAUCCUGGAUGAAUUAGAGGAUGUAGAGUGUCUAGAGGGUGACACAGUCACAUUCAGGUGUCGAAUUUGUCCCAGUGAUUACAUUGGGGUCAAGUGGUAUCUGGACGAGACUUUGCUGUACACCAAUGAGCUCAAUGAGAUCCAGAUGUUGCCAGGAGGCUUCCACACCCUCACAUUUAGACAACUUGCCCGCAAAGACACUGGCACUGUCUCGUUUGCAGCAGGGGACAAAAGAUCGUACGCCUCAAUGUUGGUUAGAGAGAGACGUCCCACCAUCAUUAAAGCGCUUGAAGACUGUGAGGCUAUUGAAGGAGGUGGUUUGGUUUUGUCUUGUGUGGCCUCCAAGCCAUGUCACAUCUUGUGGUACAAAGAUGGCUGCCUGAUGUGGAACUCUUCAAGGUAUUUUGCCAGUCGUUCCGGCUGUGAGGCCCGGCUGACGAUUCGGGAGGUCUGCAACAACGAUGCCGGAGUGUACGAGUGCAGUGCCGGAUCUGUUACAACUAGGGCUGUUGUAACUGUCAAAGCCAUCCCAGCAGAGUUCACCCAGUCUCUUAAGACUAUGGAGGCCAAAGAGGGAGAGACCGUGACCCUGACCUGUGAAUACUCUCUGCCUGGGGUCCAGUUCCACUGGAGGAGAGGUUUUGAGAGUAUCAGGCCUGGAGAUAGGUACCUGAUGAAACAGAGAAAGACCAUUAAUUCCCUGACAAUCAAAGCCCUGAAGCCUGAUGAUUCAGGAGAAUAUACCUGUCAGUGCAGAGACCACCAUACUACAGCAAGCCUCAAAGUCCAUGCUGUUCCUAUUACAUUUGUACAACAGUUAAAGGACAUGCAAGCAGAGGAGGGAAGCAAUGUCCUAUUGCGCUGUGAGCUGUCUAAACCUGGAAUUCCAGUAGAAUGGAGGAAAGGACAUGAUCUGUUAAAGAAUGGCGUUAAGUACCAGAUAAGGAAAAGGGAGACCAGCCUGGAGCUUCUGAUUUGGAAGCCUGUUCCUGACGACAGUGGGGUCUACAGCUGUGUGUGUGCUGAUCAAAUGACAUCUGCCACUGUCAAAAUCACUGCUCUCCCAGUUACCUUCAAGCAGAAGCUGAGGAAUGUCCUGGUUGAGGAGGGCAGCACUGCGGCUUUACGCUGCGAGCUGUCCAAGUCUGGUCACGCUGUGGAGUGGAGGAAGAGGGGGAAUGAACUCAUCCGGAGUGGGGAGAAAUAUCAAAUGCGGCAGAGAGACAUGCUUAUUGAACUGAGGAUCUUUGAUGUUACACCUGAGGACAGCGACAUCUACACAUGCAUGUGUGGGAACAUAGAGACCACUGCAACACUGACUGUUAAUGCUCUUCCCAUCAUCUUUAAGCAAAAACUGAAGAACCUCCAAGUAGAGGAAGGACAUAACAUCACACUAUAUUGUGAGAUCUCUAAAGCGGGAGUCCCAGUGGAGUGGAGGCUUGGAGGAGAUCUGCUGGAGAACGGAGAGAAGUACCAGAUUAAGCAGAGGGACUCAGCCCUGGAGUUGAUCAUCAGAGAUGCUGAACCAGAGGACAGCGGGAUCUACACCUGUGUUUGUAGAGAGCAGAGAACAAAGGCCACUGUUAAAGUUAUCGCUGUUCCCGCCACAUUUAAAGUAAGUCUGAAGACCCAGGAGGCCGAAGAAUGUUGCAGUGUGACAUUACGCUGUGAGCUUUCAAAGAAGGGAGUCGCGGUACAGUGGCAGAGAGGGACUCAGGUGCUGUCUGGAGAGAUGUAUCGAGGAAAGUAUCAGAUGAAGCUGGAAGAAAAGAUAGCUCAGAUGACUAUUCUCAACAUCCAACCAGAAGAUGCAGGGAAAUACAGCUGCCUCACAGGAGAUGAGAAAACCACUGCUGAAGUCAAAGUAAAAUAGCGGCCCAUCAAAUUCCUUCAAGAACUGAAGAAUAUUCAGGUGCAGGAGGGCAAUGGAGUGACGCUCUGCUGCGAGCUUUCCAAACCAGGCAUUCCAGUGCAGUGGAAGAAGGGAGACAAUGUGUUGACCAACGGGGAGAAAUACCAGAUAAAGCAGAGCGGCACCACCCUGGAGCUCCUCAUCAGGAAAAGCCAGCCUGAGGACAGUGGCACAUACAGAUGUGUUUGUGAAGACCUAAAAACGACUUGCACUGUCAUCAUCACUGCGAUCCCAGUGACUUUCAAGCAAAAGUUGAAGAACCAGGAAGCUGUGGAGGAGGGCAGUGUGAUACUGCGCUGUGAGCUUUCUAAACCAGGAGUUUCAGUUGAGUGGAGGAAAAAUGCUCAACUUCUGAAGGAAGGAGAAAAAUACCAGAUGAAGCAAGAAGGCAGGAUGGCUGAGAUGAUAAUCACAAAUUUAACUCUCUCAGAUUUGGGGGAGUACAGCUGUUUUGUUGGCACUGCUGUGACUUCAGCUGACAUCAAAGUAAGAGCAAUUCCUGUAACAUUUAAACAAGCACUGGAGAAUUUGGAGGUAAAAGAAGGAGACAGUGGAGCUUUCUGCUGUGAGCUCUCCAGACCUGGAGCUCCAGUUGAAUGGAGGAAAGGCAGAGUCAUCCUCAAACCUGGAUACAAAUAUGAGAUGAAACAGGAGGGACGUCUCACUAAACUGAUCAUCAACAACAUGGAGGAAAGUGAUGCCGGGAAAUAUACUUGCAAGACUAAAGACACCCAAUCAACUGCUGAGCUCACCGUCAAAGCUCCUCCCAUCCAAUUCAAGACAAAGUUAAGGAACCAGCAAGUGGAGGAGGAGAAUAGCGUGAUGUUGAUCUGCGAGCUGUCAAAGCCCGGCCUUGCUGUGGAGUGGAGGAAAGGACAAGAGCUGCUGAAGAAUGAUUUCAAGUACCAGAUUAAAAAUCGAAACAGCAGUAUGGAACUUAUCAUCAAAAACACACAGCUAGAGGACAGCGGAAUUUACAGCUGUAUCUAUGGCGACAUCAAGACCACAGCCAACAUCACCAUUACACCUAUCCCCCUCACCUUUAAAAUGGGUCUGAAGAACCAGGAGGCCCCUGAAGGAGGCAAUGUGACCCUUCGCUGUGAGCUGUCCAGGGCUGGGGUGCCUGUGCAGUGGUGGAAGGCGGAGGACCAGCUCUAUCCCGGGGGAAGAUAUCAGAUGACAUUGAAGGGGAGGACAGCCGAAAUGCACAUCAAAAACAUCCAGCCCGAGGAUGUUGGGGAGUACAGCUGCGUCUUGGGGGAGCAGAAGACCACGGCUGAAGUCAACGUGAGAGCGGCAGCAUCAGUGUUCUUUGAGAAGGAACUGGAGAGCCAAGCGGUGAUGGAGGGGAAAUCUGUGCUGAUGUCUUGUGAAGUUUCCAGUGCUAAUGUCCCUGUCACUUGGAAGAAGGACAACAAUGUGGUAGAAGGUGAGCGAUACAUUUUAAAGAAGAAAGGCCCCACACACACCCUGGAGAUCAAGAAACUGCUAAUGGAGGAUGCUGGAGAGUACUGCUGCAUCUCCAGAGGCAAGAAGACCACUGCCAAGCUGAUUGUGAGGGAGCGCGUGCGGAUUGUUACAGAGCUGCAAGGUAUAACGGUGACAGCGGGUGAGGAUGCAGUGUUUGUGUGUGAGCUGAGCCAUGCAGACGUGAGUGAGGGUGUCUGGUGGCUUGGCUCCAGCCCUCUGCAGAAGAACGAGAUGAACCAGAUGACGUGCCAGGGUCGCCAGCACCGACUUGUCCUUACUAUGACAACACCUGAGGAGACGGGCAUUGUGGCAUUUGUGGUUGGGGAGGAGAGAACCUCUGCACGUCUGCUAGUUGUUCCUAAGGUCCAAGUUUUAUUUGAGGAAAAGCCUAAAGACGUUGUGAUCACGGAAGGAGAGACGGCUACUUUGUCCUGCACAACCUCGGAUUUCACAUCCCCUGUUACCUGGACCCGCAACCACAUCCCUCUCCGAAAUGGUGAUAAAUAUGAGAUACUUAAGAAGGGAAAAGUAAACCUAUUGCUUAUCCGUGAUGUGGAUCCCCUGGAUACUGGCACAUACUGCUGUGAUACAGGAGAUGUGCAGACGAGUGCUAUACUUACUGUAACAGAGCUCCCGCCAUUCUUUCAAGAAGAAUUGCAGAGUGUGGAAGUUGAGGAGGGAGGUACAGCCUCUCUUUACUGUGAGCUUUCUAAACUUGGAGUGCCGAUUCAGUGGAAGAAGAACAGGCUCCCAAUAAGAGCCAGCAGAAACUACGAGAUCAGGCAGGAUGGCUGCCUCCUCCAGCUCCACAUCAAGGAUCUCAGACUUGAGGACAGUGGAAGCUACUCAUGUCAAGCAGGAAGUGCAGAGACCACUGCUACUGUGACAGUGAAAGAGCUUCCUCCAUUUUUCAAGAGAGAAUUAAAAGGUGUGGAGGCUGAGGAGGGAGGUGCAGCCUGUCUGUCGUGUGAGCUGUCUAAACCUGGAGUGUCAGUACAAUGGAAGAAGAACAGGCGGCCACUGAGAGCCAGCAGGAAGUAUGAGAUGAAACAAGAUGGCUGCCUCCUCCAGCUGCACAUCAAGGAUCUCAAACCUGAGGACAGCGGCAGCUACACAUGUCAAGCAGGGAGUGCAGAGACCACUGCUACUGUGUCAGUGAAAGAGCUCCCUCCAUUCUUUAAGAAAGACAUAGUUAGUGUGGAGACUGAGGAGGGAGGUACAGCCUCUCUGUGCUGUGAGUUGUCUACAGCCGGAGUGUCAGUACAAUGGAAGAAGAACAGGCUGCCACUGAGAGUGAACAGGAAGUACGAGAUGAAACAAGAUGGCUGCCUCCUCCAGCUCCACAUCAAGGAUCUCAAACCUGAGGACAGCGGCAGCUACACAUGUCAAGCAGGAAGUGCAGAGACCACUGCUACUGUAUCAGUGAAAGAGCUCGUACCAUUCUUUAACAAAGAGUUACUAAGCGUGGAGGCUGAGGAGGGGGGUGCAGCCUCUCUGUGCUGUGAGCUGUCCAAAACUGGAGUGUCAGCACAGUGGAAGAAGAACAGGCUGCCACUGAAAGCAAACAGGAAGUAUGAGAUGAAACAAGAUGGCUGCCUCCUCUGGUUAUACAUCAAGGAUCUCAAACCUGAGGACAGUGGAAGCUAUACAUGUCAAGCAGGAAGUGAAGAGACAACUGCUACUGUAUCAGUGAAAGAGAUCCCGCCAUUCUUUAAAGAAAACUUACAAAGCUUGGAGGCUGAGGAGGGAGCUGCAGCCUCUCUGUGCUGUGAGCUGUCUAAAGCUAAAGUGUCAGUACAGUGGAAGAAGAACAGGCUGCCACUGAGAGCCAGCAGGAAGUAUGAGAUGAAACAAGAUGGCUGCCUUCUCCAGCUUGACAUCAAGGAUCUCAAACUUGAGGACAGCGGCAGCUACACAUGUCAAGCAGGAAGUGCAGAGACCACUGCUACUGUAUCAGUGAAAGAGCUCCCUCCAUUCUUUAAGAAAGACAUCGAUAGUGUGGAGGCUGAGGAGGGAGGUACAGCCUCUCUAUACUGUGAGUUGUCUAAACCUGGUGCAUCAGUACAAUGGAAGAAGAAUAGACUUCCACUCAGAGCCAGCAGGAAGUAUGAGAUAAAGCAAGAUGGCUGCCUUCUCCAGCUCCACAUCAACAAUCUCAAACCUGAGGACAGCGGCAGCUACACAUGUCAAGCAGGAAGUGCAGAGACCACUGCUACUGUAUCAGUGAAAGAGCUUGUACCAUUCUUCAACGAAGAAUUACAAAGCAUGGAGGCUGAGGAGGGAGGUUUAGUCUCCCUGUACUGUGAGCUGUCUAAACCUAACAUAUCGGUACAAUGGAAGAAGAACAGGCAGCCAUUGAGAGCAAACAGGAAGUAUGAGAUGAAACAGGAUGGCUGCCUCCUCCAGCUCCACAUCAAGGAUCUCAAACCUGAGGACAGUGGCAGCUACACAUGUCAAGCAGGAAGUGCAGAGACCACUGCUACUGUAUCAGUGAAAGAGCUCCCUCCAUUCUUUAAGGAAGAAUUACAAAGUGUGGAGGCUGAGGAGGGAGGUACAGCCUCUCUGUGCUGUGAACUGUCUAAACCUGGAGUGUCAGUACAGUGGAAGAUGAACAGGCUGCCUCUGACAGCGAACAAGAAGUAUGAGAUAAAGCAAGAUGGCUGCCUCCUCCAGCUCCACAUCAAAAAUCUCAAACCUGAGGACAGCGGCAGCUACACAUGUCAAGCAGGAAGUGCAGAGACCACUGCUACUGUGACAGUGAAAGAGCUCCCACCAUUCUUCAAGGAAAACUUAGAAAGUGUCGAGGCUGAAGAGGGAGGUACAGCCUCUCUGUGCUGUGAGCUGUCUAAACCUGGAGUGUCACUACAGUGGAAGAAGAACAGGCUGCCACUGAGAGCAAACAGGAAGUAUGAGAUGAAGCAGGAUGGCUGCCUCCUUCAGCUGCACAUCAAGGAUCUCAAACCUGAGGACAGCGGCAGUUACACAUGUCAAGCAGGAAGUGCAGAGACCACGGCUACUGUAUCAGUGAAAGCACUAGAGCUUACUCCACCAAAGGCAGAGCCUUCCACAAUACUGCCCCGGGAAAAGGGCACUGUUUCCAAACCGACUCCUACUCUAGAGAACCAAACGCCUGGACUCCAAGAGGCUAAGCCUGUUCCUCCAGAGCCCAAAAAGAGAACUAAUAGGAAAGCAUCUAUUACAAGUUUAGAAAAACACAUGGAGUCAAUAUUUGACCUAAAACAGGGCAUCCAACCUGCAAGAUCUGUGGAGACGGACUUUGAUGUUGCACAGAAGGUAACACAACAGGAGAAGCAUGGGAAGAAAGACAAUGAGGUGUAUAAGGAAAUUGACAAGACAGUGAGACUACUGGAGAAGGGUGAUGGGGUUGACAAGAAGGCGGAAGAGCCAGCAAGGCCUUUGGAAAGGGAGAAAGAUGUUUUCAUAGAGAAGAGACAACCAGGAACAAAUUCUGAGAAAUUACUCAAAGUCGACCGUGACGCAAGUCAGUUAGACAGGGUUCAGGCAGACACUUUGUUUGAACAAAAGAAAAGGGGAAAUGAAGUUGAACAGAGCUCAAAACAAGGAGGAAAGCCUUCAGAGAAAACAAGUGAAGUUGAGAAGAAGGAAAGCCAUCCAGGAAAAGUUCUGUGGCAGAAUCGGCAAGAUGAAAAACAGCCUGUGAAACUGUUAGAUACGUUUAGUGGUAGUAAAACAAUAAAGGAACAAGAAGAGAAGUCCACAGAAAAGGAGGGCAAAGUAGAGGAAGAAGAACCUUUUAAACCACCAGUAAGAUCUAAAGGAAAGGCAACAGGGGUGAAGGAGCUGCUUAAACAUGGUCCAAAGGAAACUCAGGAGAUCAUUAUCCAAUCAGUGAAGCCUACUUUAAAUGAUUCUGAAGACCAUAAACAGAGAGACCAUGUGAAACAUGUGUCCAUAGAGGCAGAGAGAGAGGAAAAGCCACUUAAACUAGUGCCGUCUGUAAAUCAGCUGGACAAAAAGUCAGUAGAACAACCAGUAAAGACUUUAGAAAAAGAAGCUGCAUUUGCUCCUCCAAAACCACCCAUGAGGAUCAAAAGCAAAGCAAAGGGGGGAAUGAAAAAAGAAUCAUCAAGGGACACAGAGACAGAUCAAGAUGAUGGGCAGAUGACAAGUGUUGAGGUGAAAACAACAGAUGAUCAGCCCAUUCCAAAUGCAUUAGGGUCUUUGAAAAAAGAGGUUGAAGAGAAACCAAUAAUCGAGAAGAAACAAUCAGUAACAACAGACAUUGAGAUAGUUGAGAAAAUUAAGCAACCUGUGAAAGCUGAGGAUAAAGAUGGAAACACUAAACAGCCGAUUAAACAACCAGUUAAACCCAUGAGAAAAGAACCGGAACUGGUGCAGGACAUGAAACUUGUAGUCGAGCCAAUGAAAAGUGAGGAAGAACGACAAAGAACAAAGACGACAGAAGACAUUCCUCUCCUCUAUAUUUCUGAAGAUGAAACUUUCUUAGAGGCUUUGAUUGACAUACCAGCCAACCACAGCAAUGUCCAGGCCCCUGGCAGUUUUGUUGAAGGGUCCACCCAACCCGCUACUCUUCCUCCAAUUAAUGUGCCGCAGAAAGCACAACCACCAAAUGACGGUACACCGGAGAUUGACAUCAGGGUUGAUGACGAACCACAGAUGAAAGAGGCUGCAGUCAAGAUCCAGGCUGCCUUCAAAGGCUACAAAACCCGCAAAGACAUGCGACCUGUCUUUAAAGAGGUGUUUAAGAACCAGAGUGCAAAUCUUCAUGGUACAGUCACUCUAGUGUGUAUUGUAGAAGGAAAAGUCAGCACAGCACGCUGGCUAAAACAAGGCCAACAAAUCCUUAAUGACCAGCGACGCCAUGUUGAGACUACAGAGAACGGUGUAUGCACACUGGUGAUAAAAAACCUGACUACCUUUGACAGUGGAAUCUAUACAUGUGAGGUGGUGAAUAUGUUUGGUAUGACCUCCUACAAUGGAAAUGUAACAGUAGUACAGCCACAGAAGCCUGUUCCGGCAGUCCAAAAGCCUGUACACCCUCCACUUGCAGCCAUAACACCUCUGCAACUCGCCUCGGCAAAGCUUGAGGCCCAGGCCAAAGCACAGACUCAGGAUCUGCCUGAGACUCAAACCCAGAUACCCACUUCAGCUACAGAUGCAAACUACGUAGAAAAUGUGAGCGUGUCUCUGUGGGAGGCCUACAACCUGACGGAGAAGAACACUCAGAUGAGCCUACAAGAGAGGAGAGGAUCCUCACUCAUUACUGCCAGCUCUAUGUCGAGUCCCUCGGAUUAUGACACAGCUCCAGAUGUGAUGGAACCUGCUGAGACUGGCUCAGCUGUACCAAGGGAAGUGACAAAAGGAGCAGACAAAGUGCCUCCAAAAGAUGAUAAAAAACAGAUGGUUCCUCCACAAUCUCCGAAGAAACUACUGAAGAUCAAAGGGGCUCAGGAAAGUAGAAUGAGGACACCCUCUCCUAAGCACCAAUGCGCUCAAACACCCUUAACUAGUGCUGUCUCUGGAUCAGAGUCGGAAGGGGAAGAGGACAGACGAGAGACAUUUGAAAUGUAUGUGGCCCGAGCUGAUUGCAGUCCGAACAGCGGAAAAAAGGACAGUUUUGUUCUGAAGGAGGGCCAGUUUGUAGAGGUCCUGGACUCUGUUCAUCCAGACAAGUGGUUGGUGAGGACCAAACCCACCAAAACCAACCCUGCUCGACAGGGAUGGGUGUGUCCAGCCUACCUGGAGAAGAAAAGGAAGGAAACCUUCCCGCAACUGAGAGCACCUCAAGAGGAUCUUGAUGGAAUUGGGUCUACAGGAGAAGAGUACAGGAGAGCUCUGAGCCAGCUGAUCCGAGGCCUGAUUGAUGGAGAAGAGGAGUUUGUAAAGGAGAUGAAGAUGUUUACCUCUCACCAGCUGAAUUAUUUGGAUUCUAGCCGCCACGUCCCCAUUCACAUCCUUAACCAGAAGGAGAUCAUUUUCAGAAAUAUCAAGGACAUUGUGCUUCUGCAUGAGAGGUCCAUCCUUCUUGGACUGAGAGAGUGUGGCACAGACGACGAUGUGGCUAUGCAUCUGAUCAAACACACAGAGGACUUUGAGAAGUAUCUUCACUACAUGGUGGGACAAGCACAAGCAGAGGCCUGCAUCACUGACAAGGCUGUCCAACAGUAUUUCAAAGAGUUACCAGAAUCUGGUAAGCUUGAAGACCCUGUCAUGGAUGUCCUUACCUUCCUCCAGCGACCAGUGGAGAGGAUUCAAACUUACCAGGCUUUACUAAAGGAGCUGAUCAAGAACAAAGCCAAGAGUGGACAGAGCUGCUGUCUUUUGGAGGAUGCCUUCUCCAUGGUGUCCUGUCUACCCUGGAGGUCUGACAACCUGCACCAGGUGUCCCUCAUUGAGAAUUACCCAGCUCCUCUAAUGGCCCUGGCCGAGCCCGUGCGUCAGGGAGUCUUCACAGUGUGGGAGGAAUCUCCAGACAUCAAGACGGGCUCUAGAGGGCAUCAAAGACAAGUCUUUCUCUUCAAGGAAUGUAUUGUACUGUGUAAACUUAAAAGAGACAUCAGGAUGAACAGUGACACCUUCAUCUUCAAGAACAAAAUGAAGCUGAAUGAUGUGGACAUAAAGGAGACUUUGGGCGGAGAUGAAAAGUCUUGGGGGUUGUGGCAUGAGCACAGGGGCUCAGUGCGGAAGUAUACACUACAAGGACGCUCCACCCUGGUCAAACUCUCCUGGCUCAAGGACCUGAAGGAGCUACAGCAACGUUCCAGCCUGCCCACUAACAGCCCACCAGUGUUUGAAGCACCAUUGUCUGACUGCACAACAAAGAUAGGACAGACAAUCAAAUUGACCUGUAAGGUCACAGGAUCACCAAAACCGGUGGUCAGCUGGCUCAAAGACGGCCUUCCUUUAGAGGACGACCCUCGUCACAUCAUCACGGCAGACCGAUCAGGAAACUGCUGUCUCAUCCUGGACAGCCUCACUGCAGAGGAUUCUGGACAGUAUGCCUGCUAUGCUCUCAGCUGCAUGGGCAGUGCUGGUAGUCUGUCUAAGGUUGUGGUGUGCGCUCCACCUAGAUUUGUGUGUCGGUUGGAGAGUGCUUGUCUGAUAGAAGGAGAGAAUAUACAGUUUACUUGCUCCACACUUACUACUCCUUUACCACGAAUCAGGUGGUUGAAAGAUGGCAGAGAGUUGACUGACCAGCAAAAAUACGUCAUCCUGAAUGAUGCUCUGAGUGGAAUCUUGUGUCUGGUGGUCAUCAGUGCAACAGAGGCGGAUAUUGGACAGUAUGAGUGUGAGCUUUGGAAUGAGUUUGGCUGCAUCAAGUGCAAGGCAGGUCUGUGCCCCGCUUACAUACCACCGAUCGACAUUGAGGAUGACCAACCACAGGACUUACCUUCUAAAGAUGCAGAUUCAGAGGGCUGGUCAUCUGCCUUUGUGAAGAAAUGGCUGCAGACGGAUUUCAGUCCGACCUCUAUUGCUAAGAUGCUCUUCCCUCCGGGACACCCUGAACAAACUGAAUGUAGCACUGAGGAGCCUGUUUCUGCCUCUACAUCCAUGGAUCAGGCGAUACAGCAGCCUGUGUGUUACCUUGAGGAGGAAGAGGAGAUUUACAUAUCGGAGCAAAUGCAGGAAAUUGCAGAUGCUCCUCCCUCCAUCCAGGUACCCACUGAGGAUCUGUGUGUAGAGCCAGGCCAACCAGCUACAUUCACUGCCAUCAUCACAGGAAGGCCGACUCCUAAUAUACAGUGGUACAAGGAUGGAGAGGAGCUUGCAGCGAAUAAUAAUGUAGAGAUAGUACAACAUGGCGCCCGCUGCACAGUGACCAUCGUGUGCCCCGAGGGUGAGGACAGCGGCAUAUAUACCUGCUUGGCCUACAAUGACUCUGGCCAUGUCUCAUGCCAGGCGGAGCUGACAGUGGAGGAAGGCCCACUGGAGUGUCAGGAAAGAGAGGUGGAGCUUGGAAAGAGAAGGAAGUUAUUCUCCAUCUAUGAUGUCCAUGAGGAAAUUGGAAGGGGAACCUUCGGGGUAGUAAAGCGAGUUGUCCACAGAAGAACAUGUGAAGUAUUUGCUGCCAAGUUCCUGCCUCUGCGGAGCAGCACUCGGACCAGGGCCUUCCAGGAAAGGGACUUGUUAUCCCGUCUGGCUCACCCCAGAGUUGCCUGCCUGCUGGAUUUCUUUUGUACCAGACACACUCUGGUGCUGAUCACAGAAAUCUGCUGUUCUCAUGGACUUCUGGACCAUUUAUUUCUAAAAGGAUCCGUCUCUGAGAGAGAGGUUCAGUCAUACAUCCAGCAAAUCCUGGAAGGAGUUGGUCACAUUCACAGCAUGAACAUUUUGCACCUGGACCUUAAACCUGAUAAUAUACUCAUGGUGUAUCCGCCCAGAGACGAGAUCAAGAUCUGUGACUUUGGCUUCUGCCAAGAAAUAGACACAUCCAGACACCAAUACAGCAUGUUUGGUACACCAGAGUUUGUUGCCCCUGAAAUUGUUCACCAAGAACCAGUCACUGUGGCCACCGAUAUUUGGUCUGUAGGUGUUAUGGCCUAUUUAUGUCUGGUGUGCCGUUGCCCUUUUGCGGAAGCGACAGACCGUGCUACACUGCUGAGGGUGGGGGAGGGGACCCUGAACUGGGAUGCCCCUGACGUCUCCUCAAGGAGCCCUGAUGCCCAGAACUUUCUCCACAUGCUCCUUCAGCCAGAUCCAGAGAAACGACCAUCUGCCUUUGAGUGCUUGAGCCACGAAUGGCUCCAGGACGAAUAUGCGGGAGAAGAUACGGAUGAAAUCAACACCAAAACUUUGAAAAUCUUCAUCUCAAAAAGGAAAUGGCAGCGUUCGUUGACUUGCAUUGGCUCAGUUCUCACGUUGAGGCUCAUCCCUGAGCUGCUGGACGCUCCUCUCAGAGAGACUGCAGUGACAGUGCCUCGUGAGCCCCAGGAGCACAGCAGCACCUCUGUGAGCAGUGGCUCCUCAUCCGAGUAUGACGAAGCUGACUCUUGGGACUUUUUCCAGCACUACAGCCCAACUGAGGAGGAGGAAGAAACUGAGGAGGACUAUGAUUCUUUAACGGAGAGAGCGCACAUCCCUGAGCCUUUUGCCAAACUCCAUCUAGAUGCAGAGGAGGAAGUGACAUUAGGGGAGGAAGAGGAGGAGGAGAUGAUAGGAAGAAGGAGUGUACUGGAGCGGAGUAUGAGCAGGCAGUCGGUUGUGUCAUCAGAUGUGUCCGGCCAACAGACACCUCACAGGGAGCGUCGGUUCAGCAAGGACAGCAGUCAAUCUCUCUACCUUUCUGAUGGAAGUGAGGGUUCAGGCAGUGACGGAGCUCGUAUCCCUCGUGGUAGCGUCAUCCGAAGCACUUUCUACAGUACAUCUCAUCAGCUUUCCCCCAUGUCUGCCAGACACAUGACAUUACGGGACAAAUUCCAGGUGAAAAAGCAGGAAAGAGGCCGCAAACCACUCCGGAGAAGCUUUUCUGGACGUCUCAAUGAGCCUCUUAUUGAGUAUGUGGAGGAUGAGACAGAGACCAAUCGUGGCCAAAGACGGGGAUCUGUCCAGCCUACAAUGCAGAAGUCCUGUUCCUUUGACAGUGGUGUUGGCCUUGCCCACACCAAUGUACCCCCUCACAGGAGGAGCAAGUCUCUUGAUGAGUAUUCACGGCGAUCUCCCAGCUCGCCCAAGUGCACAAAGUCGGGUGAAGAAGAAGGCUCUCAAAGUCUAAAGGAAGAUGUAACAGAUGAUGAAGUUGCAGGGAGAGGAUUGUUGGCCAUCCCGAGCCCUCAGCAACCCACAAGAAGAAGAGGCUCUGUCGCUCCAAUACAAGGGACUUGCUUGCCAAGUGGAUCCUCUGUUGCCUCAAGCCUCCUUGCUGGAGACAGAAUGUGCCCCAGGCUGGAUCAGGAGCAGACAGCGGUUGACACCUUCGCUGGCUCCCAGGGGUCUCUUGCUGAGUCGUCUAUUUUAGAGCAGGGUGGCUCUGAGUCUUCAAGCAGAUUUGGCUCCUAUGAGGAGCUGAGUCAUGGUCAUCUUAGAGCAAGACAUAGAUCAGGAGAGAGGGAAGUGUAUGAUGAUCAAGGGGAGCCUCUGAUUCCACCAUCCCCAUGCUCAUUCCAAGAGGUUAAACCGGGAAGCUUGUUACCCAAGGCCCCGCCACGUAACCGCACCCGCUCCAACCCCAACUUAUCCACAAACAGCAGGGGUCAGCUAGGGACCUCACUAACAGUGAGCCCCAGUCCCAGCCUCUCUUCUCUGCAGGCUCCAGAGAGGCCUCCAAGAGCCAAGGACAGGAAGGAGGGCUGUGGCCUCCAAAGGCAUGCAUCUGCUCCGGCCCUCGAAGCUCGGCCACCUACAGGAAAGUCCCCCAAGCUGGGACUGCUGAAGAUCUUCCGCAGGCAGUCCUGGACGAGCCAUUCAUACUCCCAGCUGGACAACACAGAGUUAGGACCCACACUAGGAGAGAUCAUGAAGCCAGAUACUCCCACCAUGUCUCUGAGGAAAAAAAUGAGAGCUUCAGCCUCCAGCCUGACCAAGCUGUUUUCCAGGUCUUCUAGUAAGGAGGAUGUGAAUAAAGGAGGGCCGAUAGUUAAAGAUUCACCUCACAUCACACCGGAAAGGCAGCAUAGAACUGGUCUUGAGAGUCCAAAAAAGAGGAACUCCAAACUUUUACCUUCUUUUAAAAUACCUGCAUUCAAAACGACAAAAGAUCUGCUGGCCCGUCCCAACAAGGCUGAAGUGCUCCAGUUAGAUGGAGGUGGAGUCCUGCUGGUUUGGAAACCAGUCCAGUCCAGUAACCCUGUCACCUACUGUGUGCAGUACUGUACAGAAGGUGGGGAGUGGACAGUCCUGUCGGAGGAGGUGACUGACAGCUGCUAUGUGGUGAAGGACUUACCCAGAGGAGCCUCUUAUGUGUUCAGAAUGGGUUGCAUCACCAAGACAGGAGCAGGACCUUUCAGUGAUGCUUCAGCACCUGUUGUCAUGGCUACUCAUCCUGAAGACAUUCACAUUCCUCUAAUCCAGACUGAGUCACUGGGGUCGAAGGUCACUGGGUCAGAACAACAGACAACACACAAGAACUACAAUUUCCUCUCUGAGGUCAACAGGGGUCGUUUCAGCAUAGUUACCCUGUGCAGGGAUGCUGAGACCAGCCAAGUGUUUGUUGCCAAGAUCACCCCUUACCAGGCAGAGCAGAGACAAUUGGUGCUGAGGGAAUACCAGCUGCUGAAGAGGCUUCAUCACACACACCUGGUGCAGCUACACACUGCCUAUUUCACCUCCUGCUACCUGGUGUUAGUGGAGGAGCUUUGUCCCGGCAGGGAGCUGCUCUACAGUUUGGCAACGAGAGAUCUGUACGCAGAGACUCACGUUGCCGAGCUGCUGGUUCAAAUUCUGAGUGCAGUUGACUACCUUCACAGCCGUCGAGUCAUCCACCUGGACCUGAAGUCUGACAACAUGCUGGUGGAUGAUUGCAACCACCUGAAGAUAGUUGACUUGGGCUCGGCUCAGUCCUUCACACCCGGUCAGCCUGUCAACAUCGAGCACAUCCAAGGCCUGUCAGAGAGCAAAGACUGCCGCAGCAAAGUUUAUAUUGUCCUUCCUAAAGCUCCGGAAAUCCUGGAAGGUCACGGUGUUGGGCCAGAAACUGACGUUUGGGCUAUUGGAGUCCUGUCGUUCAUCAUGUUAAGUGCCGACAGCCCGUUCCAUGCAGAGCAUAGCUGGGAGCAAGACAGAAACAUCAAGAAAGGGAAGAUCCAGUUUGGGCGCUGUUACCCUGGUCUGUCAGAGGGAGCCUUAAACUUCAUGAAGAGCAGCAUGAAUAACAAAUCCUGGGGGAGACCCACUGCAGCCGAGUGUCUCCAGAACCCGUGGCUGCGUGCCCAUCGUGGCCCACACAAAGGCCGACACUCCAAAGUGUGUUUCUCCACAGACAAGCUUAAAGAUUACCUCAAGCAGAAAGAGGAGAAACGAGACCAGGUCCGCACUAAGAUUCAGGGCCCCUUCUUCCAGUAAGGCAACACUGUGAGGGGUUCUUUUACUAUUGGCUUUUCCUAGAAGCUAUAAUCAGAACAUUUCAUUUUCAGUUUCCUGUGUGGCUCAUUUCUAACUAGCUGGAGCCAUAGAAACCAUUAUAGUGUCCUCUGAUUUUGAAAUUGUGAUGCGUCUUAAUACAUUUUUAUAGUGUACUUAUCCAUUAGCUUGUAUAUGUUAGUGUGCUGCAUUGUUUGUGCUUUGGUUUGUAUGAAAACAUAGCAGGGAUAAGGUUUAGUCAAAGAGUGCAUGAGUUGUAAAAUUUAGAUUUUGUAACAUGUGAAACUGUUGUUUUGCUCCUCAGUGUCAAACCGUUUUUUUUCAGGCAGAGUUUGGCCAAACAUGCAAUCAGUUUUCUUGUAAAUGUACACAUAUUGCCUUAAAUUUAUGAUGUACAAAUGGAAAAUCAAUUAGAUUUUUGAAUGCUUCAUAAUAGUUAAAUAUUGGAUAGUCAACCACCCGAAUGAGUUGAUAAAUGAAAGAUGAAUUAAAAAGCACAAAAGUGGUCAAGUCA